AUGGAACGAGGGGUUAAUACGAAGAGCCACGUUUAUAAGAAAACCCUGCAGGCUCUGAUCUACCCCAUCUCCUGCACAACGCCCCAUGCCUUCCAAGUGUGGACCGCCACCACUCCCACCUACUGCUAUGAGUGUGAGGGGCUGCUGUGGGGCAUCGCCCGCCAGGGCAUGAGGUGUGCUGAGUGUGGGGUCAAAGUUCACGAGAAGUGCCAAGAGCUGCUAAAUGCGGACUGUCUACUGAGGGCGGCUGAGAAGAGCUCUAAGACAGGAUCAGAGGACCGGACCCAGCACAUCAUCGCAGCUAUGAAAGACAGGAUGAAGAUCAGGGAGAGGAACAAGCCGGAGAUCUUUGAGGAGAUCAGGGCUGUGUUCGCCGUCACUAAGCUGCUCCAUGCACAGCAGAUGAAGACCAUUAAACAGAACGUGUUAGACGGAACCUCCAAGUGGUCCGCCAAGAUCACCAUCACCAUUGUCAGUGCUCAGGGUCUCCAGGCUAAAGACAGGACCGGCUCCAGUGACCCCUAUGUGACCAUCCAGGUGGGGAAGACCAAGAAGAGAACCAAGACCAUCUACGGAAACCUCAACCCUGUCUGGGAGGAGACGUUCCACUUUGAGUGCCACAACACGUCGGACCGUAUCAAACUGCGUGUUUGGGACGAGGAUGAUGACAUUAAGUCCAGGGUGAAACAGCGUCUGAAGAGAGAGUCAGAUGACUUCCUGGGUCAGAGCAUCAUUGAGGUCAGAACACUCAGCGGAGAGAUGGACGUCUGGUACAACCUGGAGAAGAGGACUGAUAAAUCAGCGGUGUCUGGGGCCAUCAGGUUACAGAUCAGUGUGGAGAUUGAAGGGGAGGAGAAAGUAGCAUCAUACCACGCUCAGUACACCAGCCUGCAUGAGAACAUGUUCCAUUACUCUACUGAUGUGGUGGGUCAAGGGGUAGUGAAGGUGCCUGUUGCCUAUGGAGAUGAUGCAUGGAAGGUCUACUUUGACGAGGUGCAUCAGGAUAUCGUAGACGAGUUCGCCUUGCGCUACGGCAUCGAGGCUAUCUACCAGGCCAUGACUCACUUUGCCUGUCUGUCCUCUAAGUACAUGUUGUCUGGUAUUCCUGCUGUGAUGAGUACUCUGUUGGCCAAUAUCAAUUCCUUCUACGCCCAUCCUACAGCCAUCACCAACGUCUCCGCAUGUGACCGCUUCAAUGCCUCCAACUUCGGGAAAGAUCGUUUUGUUAAGCUUCUUGAUCAGCUACACAACUCUCUUCGUAUUGACCUCUCCACAUACAGAAAUAACUUCCCAGUCAGUAGUAAGCCUCGUCUGCAGGACCUGACGUCUACUGUGGAUCUGCUGACUAGCAUCACCUUCUUCAGAAUGAAGGUGUUGGAACUUCAGAACCCCCCCAGGGCAGCCCAUGUGGUGAGAGACUGUGUGAAGGCCUGUGGUAACUCCACCUACGAGUACAUCUUUAACAACUGUAUAGACCUCUACAUGAGACAGUUCCAGCCCGCCCUAGAACCUCCCAAGCCAGAGAAGGAAAAGCAGAUGAAGAAGAAUGAAAAUGAGAAGAAACAGGGAGAGGAGGAGGCUGAGGAAGAAGAUGAGGUGGAGGAAGACGAAGAGGAGAAGGAGGAGGAAGUGAAGAAGGAGCCAGAAGAGACAGGGCCUUCCAUCCACAACCUGGACUUCUGGCCGAAACUCAUCACCCUCAUCGUCUCCAUCAUAGAAGAAGAUAAUAACUCCUACACACCCAUCAUUAACCAAUUUCCUCAGGAGCUCAACGUGGGGAAGGUCAGUGGUGAGGUCAUGUGGACGCUGUUCGCUCAGGACAUGAAGUAUGCCCUAGAAGAGCAUGAGAAGCAUCGUCUGUGUAAGAGUGCUGACUACAUGAAUCUUCACUUCAAGGUCAAGUGGCUUUACAACGAGUAUGUGACCGACCUGCCUUCCUUCCAAGACACUGUACCAGAGUACUCUGCGUGGUUUUUGCCAUUUGUCCUUCAGUGGCUGGGUGAGAACGAGGAUGUGUCCAUGGAGUUCAUGCAUGGAGCUCUAGAGAGGGACAAGAGGGAAGCGUUCCAGCAGACGUCGGAGCAUGCUCUGUUCUCCAGUUCAGUAGUGGAUAUCUUCACCCAGCUCAACCAGAGCUUUGAGAUCAUCAGGAAACUAGACUGUCCAGACCUCAAGGUCCAGGCCCACUACAACAGACGCUUCGCCAAGACCAUCACCAAGGUGCUGAUGCAGUACUGUGCUAUCCUGUCCAAGGAGUUCCCCUCCUACUGCCAGAAGGAGAAGAUACUUUGUGUGUUGAUGAAUAACAUACAACAGAUGCGGGUCUUGUUGGAGAAGAUGUUUGAGUGCAUGGGGGCUAAACAGCUGGACUCCGAGGCAGCGGACAUCUUGAAUGACCUGCAGGUCAAACUGACCACUGUCCUGGACAACCUGAGCUCCAUGUUUGGCAAGAGCUUCCAGGCACGUCUGACUGUCUGCAUGCAUCAGAUGGCUGAGAUCCUGUACCAGAUCACAGGUCAUCCUAACCGCCAGACGGCCGAGGCCGACGCUGACAACAUGCUGCGGCCUCUCAUGGACUUCCUGGAUGGAAAUCUGAGUCUGUUUGCUGACACCUGUGAGAAGACGGUUCUGAAGAGAGUACUGAAGGAUCUGUGGAAGAUCGUCCUCAGCAGCUUGGAGAAGACCAUCAUCUUACCUCAGAGCAACAAUGGUUUCGGAACUCAGAUUCUGACUGCUGCCAAGGGGCUGUCCAACCUGAAGGGAGGGGGCGAGGCCAAAAGCCUUACUCCCAAACAGUGUGUCAUAAUGGAGGCUGCGCUGGAAACUAUUAAGCAAUACUUCCAUGCGGGCGGUAAUGGUCUGAAGAAGACCUAUGUGGAGAAGAGUCCUGAGCUGUCUAAGCUGAAAUACACUCUGUCCCUCUAUUCUCAGAGCACUGAUGCACUGAUUAAGACCUUCGUCACCACACAGCACACACAGGUUCAUAAUGAGAUGGGCAUCAGGAUUACUCCAAGUGAGAAGGUUUUGCCUGAAAGAGGUUCAGGAGCGGAGAAGUCUAUUGGUGAGGCCCAGAUCCAGAUAGACAUGGUGCCUCCAGGCAAAGACAAGAUCCACAAGGUCAACAUCAGAGUGAUAGCAGUGAAUGAUAUGAAGUGGCAGACAUCAGGGAUGUUCCGUCCCUUUGUGGAGGUCAAUAUGAUUGGUCCACACCUCGCUGCCCAGAAGAGGAAGUUCACCACCAAGUCAAAGAACAACAGCUGGACAGCCAAGUACAACGAGGCCUUCCAAUUUAUCCUGGGUAAGGAGUCUCCAGACUGCUAUGAGCUGCAGGUGACGGUGAAGGACUACUGUUUUGGCCGGGCCAACCGUGUUGUGGGCGUGGCCGUGGUCCAGCUGAGGGAUGUAGCUGACAGGAAGUCAUGCGUGUGCUGGUGCCCACUGGGUAGAACCAUCCAGAAGGACGAGACGGGCGUGACGGUGAUGCGUAUCCUGUCUCAGCGGGCGGCCGACGAGGUGGCCAAGGACUUUGUCAAACUGAAGGAUGAGACACGCCCUGUAGAGGAGGGGAGAUGAUGAUGGGAUGAGGAAGGAGGAGAGAAUGAGAGGGGAGAGAGGAUAGGUAGAGGAGAUGAGGAGAGAA
Salmo salar (Atlantic salmon) is the source of this 3640-nucleotide messenger RNA. Its product is annotated as protein unc-13 homolog B. Lineage: Eukaryota; Metazoa; Chordata; Actinopteri; Salmoniformes; Salmonidae. Gene Ontology annotation, biological process: synaptic transmission, glutamatergic; synaptic vesicle priming; presynaptic dense core vesicle exocytosis. Gene Ontology annotation, molecular function: diacylglycerol binding; calmodulin binding; syntaxin-1 binding. Gene Ontology annotation, cellular component: presynaptic active zone cytoplasmic component; plasma membrane; terminal bouton. The record is from RefSeq and is a predicted model, not a curated record.